GCCUUGUGCUGUCUGACCUUGCUUAGAGCUUACCUUUGGGGAUCGAGUUCACGUCACUGUCGUUUCCAAUACACUGCUGGGAUCCCGUUACAGAAGCCGUCAAUGUAGAAAAAAAAGAAACACACAUGUACACGAAAAUACAUACUGCUAUACAUACAUGCAUAUAGAUAUUUAUAUACACACAGGCAGACCAUAUAUACAAACAUGUACAGUAGUGAAGAAGAUUGACAUAUAGAGAAAAAGAAAGGAGAAAAAAAAAGGCCAGCAGAUAAUAACGAAGGUGAUGUACUCUUCAAAACAAUACCCAGUUUCUUACCAAUCCUAUUACCAUGAAGAGGGACAAGCCCCUAAUUUCCAGCACGGUUGACUUCCAAGAAAUACUUCAGCUGAAGAAAUGGUACAACUAAUGAAGCCAACUGUUUCAAAAGAACAUGUUCCCCUCCUCUUUCACGAACCACAUGUUUUGUCUGGUUUCCGACACAUCCACCAACCAUGGACUUACUACUUCCUCAGCUUAUUUCAAAUACAUAACGAAUGUCUGAACUCAUGGACUCAUCUCAUUGCAAUGCUCCUUGUCAUCAAGAAAAUGAUGACCUUCUCCAAGGAAUUCAGCCUAUUCACUGACCCUUACAUGUGGCCUUUGACCUCAGGUAUUCUAAGUAUUGUCAUUUUAUAUCUCUGCAGCAGCUUGGCCCAUUGCCUGCAAUCACGUUCUGAACUUGCCCAUUACACAUGCUUCAUGUUUGAUUAUGCUGGAAUUGGUCUCUAUGGAAUUGGCAGUAUUAUUCUUCAUUACAACUACUGCAUGCUUCCGUCUUUCAACAUUGGAAUUUUGCAGAGCUGGAUCAUUCCUGUUGGAGUGAUCCUUGGUGUUUGCGUGUGUCUCUGUUGCAGUAUUUCAAAAGUGCGGUACAAACGACCUUACCCAUUUAUUCGAAAAGUCUGGCAACUGGGUUCUGUUGGCGGAAUCUAUGCAUUACUUAUUUUACCAAUCGCACAUCGGGUUUUAUUAAUGAUUUUGACAUCGGAGUGGGACAAAGGCCUCCCACAUCACAUAGAACAGAUGAUCUGGUUUAUAAUGGCUGGGUUCUUCUUUGGUUCAGACAUUCCACAGCGUUUCUUCCCUGGAAAAUUCGACUUUUUGGGACACAGUCACCAGUUGUUUCAUAUUUGUAUCAUGAUGGUCUCAUGGAAACAGCUGGAUGGUAUUUACGAAGAUAUAGUAGAAUGGAAGACAUCAUUGUAUGAGAAAGACCCUCCAACAUUUUCUAGCACAUUUGGGGCGAUAUUUUUGACAAUCUUUAUAAAUUUAAUUGUUGUUGUUAUUUUCACGGAAAGCGCAAAACAAUUCAUUAAUCAAGGGAAAUCCUGUGAGAGAAAAACAGACCAUAUCUCGGUGAAGAAAAAAAACUAACUUGUAGAAAUUUUUCCAAAUAUUUAAAAUAAAUGUAUGCAGAUGUGAUAAGAGGAACAAAAAAAAAAGUAGAACAUCUUUGUAUAUUGUCAUGCACACACACAUGCACACACACACACACACACACACCACACACACACACACACACACACUCACUCACACAUAUAAAAUACUGUGUUGGCUAAAAAUCAUAGGUUAUAUUUUGUAGUACAGUAUAGUAUUGCAAAGGUAAAAAAAACCAGUUAGCACACCAAUAACA
Octopus sinensis (East Asian common octopus) is the source of this 1673-nucleotide messenger RNA. Its product is annotated as membrane progestin receptor beta-like. The record is from RefSeq and is a predicted model, not a curated record. Gene Ontology annotation, molecular function: signaling receptor activity. Bases 395 to 1414 code for a protein of 339 amino acids. Gene Ontology annotation, cellular component: membrane. The transcript is spliced from 3 exons. Lineage: Eukaryota; Metazoa; Mollusca; Cephalopoda; Octopoda; Octopodidae.